AUGGCUGCUGACCAUAUAGUUCUUGAAAUAGCUUCUUUGAUAUGGCCUUCUAUGUAUAAACGAAUCAAUACAAUGACAAUAAAGUAUGUGCACAAUGCAUCAGCUACAAAUAAAGGUGAAAAUACUAUCCAUAUAUCAUAUGAUCCAGGUGCAGUUGAUGUAAAAGCAAUAUCAUCCAAUCGGAGAGCUAAGAAAACUGUGAAAACCAACAGGGCUAGAAGAUGA
Molecule: messenger RNA, 225 nt
Organism: Cinara cedri
Lineage: Eukaryota; Metazoa; Arthropoda; Insecta; Hemiptera; Aphididae
Source: the annotation of a GenBank genome assembly